Molecule: messenger RNA, 1260 nt
Organism: Ruditapes philippinarum (Manila clam)
Lineage: Eukaryota; Metazoa; Mollusca; Bivalvia; Venerida; Veneridae
Exons: 2
Coding region: 1-1260 (419 amino acids)
Cellular component (GO): nucleus
Molecular function (GO): DNA binding
Source: RefSeq, a predicted model, not a curated record
AUGACUGAGCAUAUAAAGGUUGUCAUGCUCCAUUUAUCAAUGGAUGACAGCAGUGGCAAGGCAAGUAUGGGAAUGAGUCGCCAGUUACAGACUAAGCAGUAUCGGAAUUAUACUAACGAAACUUUAAGUUAUGCUGUUAGUUUGAUCAGGAGCAAAGGAAUUUCACUUCGUCAUGCAACAAAAGUAUAUGGCAUACCUAAAACUACACUGUCUAAUAAAGUAAAUGGAAAAUCUGAUAUCGGCUCUCGCAGUGGCCCUGGAACAGUGUUGACAAAAGCAGAGGAGGAUAUGAUAGCAGACUGGGCGAUUAAAAUGGCCAAAAUGGGUUUUGGUAGAACGAGAGCAGAGAUUUUAGACACUGUACAAUGCAUAAUUAAACAAGAUGGGAGAGUUUGCCCAUUUGUGAACUGUAGACCCGGGAAAGACUGGUAUUAUGCUUUCUUAAAAAGACACCCUGAACUGUCUGCUAGAUCACCACAACAACUAGCAAAGGAGCGCACAAUAAUUACACCUAAGAGAGCUGAUCAGUGGUUCUCUGAUUUUUUAAAAUUUAUGUCUGAAGAGGUGAACGACCCCCUUUUAUGGAAAGAUCCCACAAGAUGGUUUAAUGCAGACGAAUCGGGCUUCCCUUUAUGUCCUCAAAGCGGCAAUGUAUUAGCUCCAAGAGGUGUUCCUAACAUAUAUAAUUUCACGUCAUCCGACAAAACACAAAUUACUGUGUUGGCCUGUAUGAAUGCUGCUGGUUUAUAUCUACGGCCUCUUAUUGUAUAUGCAGGACAGAGACUUACAUAUAACCCACCUGAGGAGUUUCCUGAGGCCAUUCUAGGGCGUACAGACACAGGUUGGAUGGAUUCUGACUUGUUCUAUACUUGGCUUAAAGAUGUGUUUGCCCCGGCACUCGAAGAAAACAGUAUAAGACGACCAGUUGUAUUGUUUGUUGAUGGUCAUUCAACUCAUGCUACACUUAAGGCAUCAAAAUUUUGCAGAGAAAAUGAUAUCAUUUUGUAUUGUUUGCUAGAACACGGCAGUCAUUUAAUGCAGUUCUGUGAUAUUGCACUGCUUAGUGCGCUAAAGGGAACAUGGAAGCAGGCUGUUCGAGAUUAUCAAAUCAGUAAUGUCGGUGAGUUUGUUACAAGGGUAAAAUUUGCAAAAGUCUUUAAGUCAGCUUGGGAAUCUGCUUGUCCUGUGGACAUUUCUGUUAAAGGUUUUCGCGACAGCGGGCUGUUUCCUUCUGAUCCGACCAAAGUCCUCGAUACGUAA